Orbicella faveolata is the source of this 3564-nucleotide messenger RNA. Its product is annotated as gamma-tubulin complex component 2-like. Gene Ontology annotation, cellular component: microtubule organizing center; spindle pole; gamma-tubulin complex. Lineage: Eukaryota; Metazoa; Cnidaria; Anthozoa; Scleractinia; Merulinidae. Gene Ontology annotation, biological process: cytoplasmic microtubule organization; meiotic cell cycle; mitotic cell cycle. Gene Ontology annotation, molecular function: gamma-tubulin binding; microtubule minus-end binding. The record is from RefSeq and is a predicted model, not a curated record.
AUGUGAUGGCUAUGUGGAUAUUGACGUGGAUAAUAUAUUGAGUUUUCUGUUUUGUGUCAUGAAAAAGUUUUAGUUUCUUUUCAUUAGGGAAGUGAAAAUGAGCGAAUUCAGGAUACAUCAUCACGUCUCGGAGCUUUUGGGCUUGUUGGGUGCUAGUUCUGGGGAUGGUCCUGAAGUUUAUGCUGAGAUGUUAACCAAGAACUUAACACCUUAUGUGACAACCCAGGUUUCAACCCAUGCAGCCAAAAAGAAGAUUGCUGAAACUAGUACUAUGCCAAGGGACUUUUUGAAAAAAUAUGAUGAACUGAAGUCUAAAAAUGUUAGAGAACUUGAUCCGUUGGUUUAUAUGCUAUCACGACUGGCUGAGGAUAAACAGAUGUUGACUUUCCUUGAAAAGAACUCCAAGGAACGUUCCAAGGCACGUCUGGGAGCUGUUUCUGCUGGAGCCAAGUCAAAUGCUAUGGCAGCAGCUGAGGCCAUACUAGAUGGUGUGCCUGCAUCAGGCACCAUGUCCCAAACUGAGGUUAAUGAGCUUCGUACCAAACUUGCCUCUGUAACAAGUAGUGCCAGUCAAUCAGGUUCUUCACCUGAAGCUGUACUGAAGGCUUUAAGAGAGAAACAAGCCAGGAGAACUGGGAAUUUACCACCGACACCAUCCUGGGUCAGUGAGCGGCCUUACUUAAGCAGAGAUUAUGUUUCUGGGCCAGGCAUCAGUCAUUCCACGACACCUGUAUCGAUUGGAACAUUGCCUCUACCAAUGCAGGAGCUAGCUAUAGUUGAAGAUCUCUUAUUUCUUAUGAUGGGUGUAGAGGGAAAAUAUCUGCUUGUCAAACCUCUCAAGGACAAGUUUAGUGCAAGGAGUUUCACCAUUGACAAGACACUAGAAAUAUCAUUAUUGGAACUGGUGCAAAGGAUCCUACCAGUAUGUUCUCACUAUUCAACUAUCUGUAGAUUCAUGGAAGCUAAAUCAUCUUUUGAACAUGGCCUUGUUAACCAUGCCUUGUGUGCAGCCAUGAGGACAUUAUUGAAGGAAUACCUCAUUCUUGUAGCACAACUGGAACAUCAGUUUAGAUUAGGACAGCUGUCACUACAAAAGUUGUGGUUUUACAUCCAGCCAUGUAUGAGAACAAUGGAGAUAUUGUCAUCCAUAGCAGUGGCAAUUGAUAAGGGAAGCUGUAAAGGAGGUGCUGUACUGACAUUGUUACAUGAAAAGACUGUGGGAUACACAGGGGACAAUAAAUCACAAGACCUUUGUUUGUUCCUCACACAGGCUGCUUGUGUUCCGUAUUUUGAUAUUCUUNACUAUGCAGGUCAAAACGUGCAGUGCCCAAAUGCUGAUGAGAUCAUCUACACUCUUCAUGAGAGAGAAUAUGUGGAAAAAAUUGAAAAAGCUUACAGUUAUGCUAGCAAGACCUUGUUGGAUCUGCUCAUGGAUGAACGGGCAUUAAUGGCUAGACUAAGGUCCAUCAAGCAUUACUUUCUCAUGGAUCUUGGAGAUUUCUUUGUUCAGUUCAUGGAUCUGGCUGAAGAUGAGAUGAAGAAAAACAUGGAUGAUAUAAUGCCUUCGAGACUAGAAACGUUGUUAGAGCUUGCUUUACGAACAAGCACAGCCAACAGUGACCCAUAUAAGGAUGACUUGAGAGUUGAUUUGCUUCCAUAUGAUCUCAUCACUCAACUGUUUCGCAUCUUGUCUGUGGCAUAUGACAGUAGAGGUGCAACAGCUUAUAAUCAAGAUCCAACAGAGCUUCAGAUUUCAGGACUUGAAGCAUUCUCAUUCGAUUACGUGGUGAAAUGGCCCGUGUCAUUAAUUUUAAGUAAAAAGGCCUUGACGAAGUACCAGAUGCUGUUUAGACAUUUGUUUUAUGCCAGACACGUGGAAAGGCAACUAUGCAAUGUUUGGGUUAGCAACAAGCGAGCAAAGCAGUUUACGUUGAACUCUUCACCAUGGUAUGCGGCUGCGUUUGCUUUACGUCAGCGGAUGCUACACUUUGUACAAACCUACGAGCACUACAUGAUGUUUGAGGUCCUGGAACCCAGCUGGCAUAUCAUGGAGAAAAGCCUCAAAACGGUAACAAAUAUUGAUGGUGUUCUGGAGAACCACAACGAUUUUCUGGACCGUUGCCUGAAGGACUGUAUGCUUACAAACCUAGAACUGCUUAAGGUUGUGAGCAAGUUGAUGUUGGUGUGUGUGACCUUCACGAAUUGUAUGCAGCGGUUUACCCAGAGCGCAACCGUAGAGUCACAAGAGAGUGAUGCUCCAGGAGUGAGUCCAAUGAACAAGAAAGGCCCGCCACCCAGAGAACAAGAGAAGAGGAGAACAACUGCUAAGAUUGUCUCUGAACAUGUGGACAAAAUGAUCAGUGGCGAGGAUUUUGAGCGCACCAUUCAGAACUUCGACAGCAAUUUUUCUCUACACCUGAUGGAUUUGCUGGAGAAGCUGAGCCACUACUCUACAAUAGACUGUGAACAUCAGAUGUUGAAUAUUAUCGCUAGGCUUGAUCAUAAUGGAUAUUACACUGCUCAACUCGAGAAAAAGGCAGCUGAAGAUACGAGUAGUGCCAGUGGAUCCUCGGCAUCCAAGACCUUGCUCAAGUCCUCCUCCUCGUCUUUGCUAUCAGCAUCAACUGAGAAUGUGGCAGAUGGUACUUUGGUGACAGCUCCAACGCGCUCAGCGGUUUCUGUAGAUCUGUUCCCAGGUGCAAAGAGCCAUUUAGUAAAACCAGUCUCCCUUUCUGACUUGUCAAACGGCAAAGGAAACAAAAAGUAACGUUUCAAAGUGAAGUGAGCGAGUGGUGAUGCUACAGGCCAAAUACAUAUGAACAGUAGAAGUUAUUUAGUUUCACGUUGGUAAAGAAGAUAUGCGACUUCUUGUAAAUACGAAAGAUUUAAUUUAAGUAGUAGUAUUUAAGUAGUGAUGAGAAGUUACCGGUGAUACAACAUAUGGAAAGCCUGUCAUCUAUGUUAUCAGAAUCAAAUCAGAGCUAUCGCUCCCCUUCUUACAGCAAUGGAAGGGAUUAUCGGAAGGAAUUAUGGAAGGAAUCAGAGCUGUGAACAAGAAAAGAGACAAGGCACUCCCUCUCUUAGCUUUUCCCGAAAUUCUGAUUUGUAUUGUUUGUAGGUUUUAUAAACAACAUAAUGGAGUUUUGUAUUCUUUAAAGAAACUUAACACUUAACGCAGUACAAAAAUGCGGACAAUGUUGCCGUGCGCUCAUUUAUGCUUCUCUGGGAGAUACAUUACUUGCAACAAAUUUCGGACGGUUUUAAUUUCGGACAAAAGAAUGUGUUCGAAAAUAAAACCGUCUGAAAUAUUUGCAAUACGUUAUAAAACUUUGAAAAAGCUCCAAAGCUCUUGUUGAGACACUAUUUGACAUACUUAACAGCUUGAUAGAAUUUGUGUUAUUUUCUCGUCAGUGUAGUCGUAAAACCUUGAUGGUGCAGGAAAACUAUGAUUUUUUCACAGAUGUUGUUUCAGUCUGAUGCGUGUUUUGUAGGCUUUAAGUGUCGGCAAAGUGUCCGAAAUUUGAUUAAAAAAAGUGUCCGAAAAUUGAACGUCCGAAAUCUUAA